AUGCAACUCUAUCGCAGUCUAAUACCCCUUGCCGCCUCAAACCCACAUGUUCACUAUGCCUUCCUUCUCUGUGCUUCUACUCAUCUCGCAUCACAGAGCGGACGUCGGGCAGAGUUGCAAUUGGAGCAAUUACGCUAUAGUAGCAAGGCGCUUUUGUCGGUUCGUCAAGCGAUAUCGUCAGCUAGUUGCUUUGAUGUAGAAGCCCUGUUGACUGCGAUGAUCUUUCUUGCUAUGAAUAAUGACGUGUCCUUGGAAGCACAUCAUGACACUAACCCCUUUGCUCCGCCUUUUACGGAUAUGCAAUGGCUGUCACAUUAUGCUCGAAGUGAGCUACAACCUGAGCAUUGGAAGGCGAUUCAAAUCGUUGUGGAAAAGCACGGCGGUGCUGCGAAUUUGACUGUAUUUGCGAUGCCGUGGCUGCUUUCUUAUGCUGCUUUGAUUCAAUCUGCCAUAUCAUUUUCUAAACCUAUUUAUCCGCUUCUUCAGCCCGAUGGGCGGCUGUAUGCGGACAUUCCAACUAAGGCGUUCCUGGGAGAGAUAUACCAAGCACCACCAGUCAGUAGCGGGUUUGCCUACCUGCAAUCUGCAGGGAUUCCGGAAAAACUGGUGAUUGUCUUUUCUGGCUUGGGCCGGCUGUCGCGAGCACUUCAAAUGCUGAGUGACGGCUCUGUGGAUCGUCCUUAUUAUGAUCGAAUCGGCGAUUACCGCAAUCUCGUCCAGCAUCGAUUGCUGUCGUUGCCGACAGCCAACGAUUUACGAGAACCAAUUCUGGUGGACCGUACAGCAUUACAGCCUAUAUUGAAUCUCUACGAUGCAUGUCGUAUGACCGCUCUGUUGUACAGCACUCAUGUCACAUUUCCAAUUCCUAGAACAGCCAGCCAGAGAGAAGAUGUCGUUACAAGCCAUCGAAACAAACUUCUUGCGACGGGCCCGCAUAUCAGCCAAAGCACCGAAGCCUUGGAAUUACUACUCUGGUGUACUGUAAUUGGCGGAAUUGCAAGCGAACAUGGCACCCACCGACAUUGGUAUACGACAGAAGUCAAAAGGUUGUCCAGUUUAUGUGGCGUACAAUCCUGUUUACAACUAAUGGAAACGAUGGAGCGCUUUGCAUGGAUGGAGAAAGCUUGCCAGGCAUGUGCAUGUGCUUUGUGGAAUGCAGCAGAUGGCGACUCUCGAAUUACGCACGAACAAUGA
Messenger RNA from Trichoderma atroviride IMI 206040, 1194 nucleotides. RefSeq lists its product as uncharacterized. NCBI's taxonomy places the organism in Eukaryota, Fungi, Ascomycota, Sordariomycetes, Hypocreales, Hypocreaceae. The record is from RefSeq and is a predicted model, not a curated record.